GUCUCUGAGGUUGCUGGUCAGGGGGCUAGGCCUGCUCUUAGGUGGACUGCUGUAAUGUCUGGGUUUGUUCUCCGUCGUUUUGUUGACUUGAUAGGAAAUGGGGUUAAGACUGACAAGGGUUUUAAGGAAAUCCACCUUAACUCUGUUGCUAAAAAUGUAUCUGAGUUCUGUGGCCAAGAAGUAACAGGCCAACAAGUGUACAAUCACCUUCGUAAGUGGAGGUCUAGGUGGGUCAAGGUUUGCAAACUAAAGAACAUUAGUGGCGCUCUUUGGGAUGAGGAUAACUUUGUCAUAAGCUUAGAAGAGGGUCAUUAUGCUGCUUACAUCAAGGAUCACCCAAAAGAUGCUGAUUACCUCAAUAGGCCCAUAGAGAACUAUAUGCCUAUGCAAAUCAUAUUUGGAAGUGGGGUUGCCACAGGUAAGUUUGCAAUGGGUUCAAAUGAGCCUUUGGGCAAGCCAACUGACAUUGUUGACAUCCUAGAUGAUGGCAUUGAAGUGACCUCAAAGUUUGUUGAUUGUUCCAAUCUAACUAACAAGGGGAAGACUGUUGACAAGGGUACCCCUGGUGAGUCCAAUGAUAACAAGCCUAACUUAGGGAAGAGGAAGAGGUUCAUGACUGAUGAGGAUGUUGCUGUGUUCAAUGGGAUGAAACAAGCUGUUUCAGAUGUUGUUGCUGCUGUCCGUGAAAGCAUCCAUGCUGAAGCAGCACCUGGGAUCUACAAUGCUGUAAUCAACUGUCCUGGGUUCUCUAGGGAGGCUCUCAUGUAUGCCCUAAACCACAUGAUGGAGCACAAGGCCACCUCCCUGGUGUUCCUGGACAUGACUCCUGAUGAUCGUGACCUAUGGCUCAAGACUUUCCUAGCCAAGCACUACCACAACUGAUGUGAUCUGAUCUGUCUAAGAACAAUGAUGUAUCCCUGAGUUCUAUGGGUGUAUGGGUUUAGGACAUCUAUAUUGUCUAAGAACAGAUUUGGUCCACUUGCUCUAUUCCAUCUAUCCUAGAUGCUACUUAAGAACAAUGAUGUAUCCCUGAGUUCUAUGGGUUUCCCUGUUUAAGAACAGAUAUGCUACAGUUUAUCUGAUGUGUCUCUCCUUUAUCCUGAUUAAGAACAGAUUUGGUACUUGAGAACAAUGAUGUUUCCCUGUUUGAGAACUGAUAUGCUACACUUGAUCUGAUGUGUGUGUCCUUUAUGCCAAUGAUGAUAACAAAAGUGAAUAUUAAGCCUACUCAGUUAGCCAGCCACUAAUGACAGUCAUUUAUGUUGUUUUGCUGUUUUUGGUGUUUAAGAACAGAUAUGCUACACUUGAU
Zea mays is the source of this 1309-nucleotide messenger RNA. RefSeq lists its product as uncharacterized. The transcript has 2 exons. NCBI's taxonomy places the organism in Eukaryota, Viridiplantae, Streptophyta, Magnoliopsida, Poales, Poaceae. The record is from RefSeq and is a predicted model, not a curated record. The coding region runs from base 55 to 882 and encodes 275 amino acids.